AUGACUUCUAUAUUCGAUCGGCUAGUUUCAACAAUAGUAUCGAUCAACUUCUGUCUUCUUUCAAUUUCUACAAUAAAGCAAGUGAAAGCAACUUGUUUUAUUGUUAAACUAAGUGGUUUUUUUACCAAAAGACAAAGACCUAAUCCUAAUGAAAGUGGUGAAGAAUGUUCCCAAAUACCAAUCACCAAUCAAUCAAUUCCUUCCGUUUCUAAUCCUAAUGCAACUCCACAAACACCAAUCAACAAUCAUUCAAUCCCUUCGGUUUCUAAUCCAACUCCACAAACACCAUGUUCUAACCAACCUAAUGAUAACGUUGACUUGAAAGAUCUUCCAAAGGACCCAACGGAUAGGCCAUUGAUUACAAGUUACAAUUCAAAUAUAAGAGAUGAUGUAAGAAUAGCAUAUUUGCUUCAAGGACCUGUGAAAAAGAAUUAUGCAUAUUGUUUAUAUUGUUAUUUGUGUGGGGACCUCAUGGGACAAAAAGGAGGGAGAGAUGCAUUUGUUUCCCAAGGUUUUGAUACUUGGAAUAAAAAAGAUGCAUUUCGGACUCAUGUGGGUGGUGUUGAUAGUUUUCACAACAAAGCAAGAGAAAAGUGUGAGUUUUUAAUGAGGGAAAAACAAGCAAUUAAUGUAGUCUUGAGGAGGCAAAGCGAAGCGGAGGACAAUAAAUAUAAAGCUCGAUUACGUGUUUCUAUUAUUGUUGUUAGAUUUUUAUUGAAAACCGGUUUACCGUUUCGUGGUCAUGACGAGUCGGUUAACUCGGAAAAUAGAGGGCUUUACAUUGAAGUGUUAAAAGCCAUUCGAGAGACUAGUGAAGAGAUUUUCAACAAUACUUUAGAAAAUGCUCCUAAAAACAAUCAACUAAUUUCCCCUAAAAUUCAAAAAGAACUUGUGCAAUGUUUUGCACAAGAAGUACUUUUGAGUAUUCGUGAAGAGAUUGGUCAAGAUGUUUAUGCUUUACUAGUCGAUGAAUCUAGUGAUGUUUCAAAAAAGGAACAAAUGGCUAUUGUUUUGCGUUAUGUCGAUAGUCUUGGCUUUGUGAAAGAAAUAUUCAUAGGAAUAGUGCACGUGAAGGAUACAUCUUCUUUGACCCUCAAAAACGCCAUAAAUGAAGUACUUACAAGUAAUAAGUUGAGUUUUAGUCAGAUAAGAGGACAAGGUUACGAUGGGGCUAGCAAUAUGCGAGGGGAAUUCAAUGGUUUGAAAGCUUUGAUAUUACAAGAGAAUGAUACGGCUUUUUAUGUACAUUGUUUUGCACACCAACUUCAAUUAGUAGUUGUGGCUAUAGCAAAGAAGCAUGAUGGUGUUAGUGAAUUUUUUGAGCAAAUUUCGUUGGUGGUUAAUGUUGUUUGUGCCUCGUGUAAAAGAAAAGACUUACUACGAGAGCAAGCAAGAGAAAGGGUGCAAAAAGGCUUGUGUAGUGGUGAUCUUGAAACAGGAAGAGGGUUAAAUCAAGAGACUACACUUGUUCGAGCGGGAGAAACAAGAUGGGGUUCACAUUUCAACACACUCACAAGUUUGAUGAAGUUGUUUGCGGAUGUUCUUGUAGUUUUAGAUUUUGUGAAAGAGGAGGGAGGGUCAUUGGCAAACCAUCAACAAGCAUCUGGAAUCUUAGCAUAUUUUAAAUCAUAUGAGUUCAUAUUUUACUUACAUAUGAUGUAUGACAUUUUACACCUCACGGGUACAUUGUCAAAGCAACUUCAAAGAAAAGAUCUAGACAUUUUGGAAGCGGCUUCGAUGGUUAGAGGGACAAUGUAG
Lactuca sativa (garden lettuce) is the source of this 1758-nucleotide messenger RNA. RefSeq lists its product as uncharacterized. The record is from RefSeq and is a predicted model, not a curated record. Lineage: Eukaryota; Viridiplantae; Streptophyta; Magnoliopsida; Asterales; Asteraceae.